Molecule: messenger RNA, 429 nt
Organism: Phialemonium atrogriseum
Lineage: Eukaryota; Fungi; Ascomycota; Sordariomycetes; Cephalothecales; Cephalothecaceae
Product: Pam16-domain-containing protein
Exons: 2
Coding region: 1-429 (142 amino acids)
Biological process (GO): protein import into mitochondrial matrix
Cellular component (GO): TIM23 mitochondrial import inner membrane translocase complex
Source: RefSeq, a predicted model, not a curated record
AUGGCCUACCGGGUCAUAACCCAAGUAGUGAUAAUCGGCUCUCGGGUCCUGGGUCGCGCCUUCGCCGAGGCGUACAAGCAGGCGUCGGCGUCGAGCCAGUACGCGCGGGCGCAGGGCAAGAACGGCGGGCAGACGAGCUCGGGGCGGGCGAGCCUGACGUCGGGCAUGACGCUGGACGAGGCGUGCAAGAUUCUCAACGUCAAGCCGCCGCAGGGCGGCGCCGCCGCCGACGCCGAGGAGGUCAUGGCCCGCUUCAAGAAGCUCUUCGACGCAAACGACCCCCACAAGGGCGGGUCCUUCUAUCUCCAGAGCAAGAUCCUGCGCGCGAGGGAGCGCAUCGAGGCCGAGAUUCGGCCCGCUGCUGAGAAGGCCGAGCAGGAGGCCGAGGUCAAGGAGGGGUGGAAGCCGAAGGUUUAUAAGGACAGGUAG